AUGAUUCGCCCUACUCAGUAUCGGGGUCCUCUCCUUAUACCGGAUCUCAACGUGCCCAGCGUCGACCACAAGCCCAAAGAGUCGGGAGAAUAUCUCUUCCGCGGCAAACCUGUCACCUUCAACAAAAAAGCUGAUCGCACGGCCGAUGAUUCUAGCCAAUUGGAAAAGCGCUGGGUUUCUCCUGAGGGCCGCUCCAUAGACCAAGGGUCCACGAUUAUCACACUGAUUAACGCGACCCCGUACCGCUGGCGCAGAGGCUACUCCAACUCCUACCAGAUGGAGAAGUGGGACGAGAGAUUCCCCAAGUAUAUUGAACCGGGUCAGUCGCAUCGCAUCUUCAGCGCUAUAAUAGGCGGGCUUCACUUGUCGGAUUCAGCCGGUGAGGUCGCCUACCAUCUCGAGGGCACGUCCAAGCCCAUGUCUUUCAUGAUCGAAAGACGCAAGGGCGUGAAGCACCCCGUAUUCAUCCGGUUCCUUGAAAACUUUGAGACCAAGACCCUUGGAAAGAAAUCCGAGGUAGACCUUGGGUUCCACAUGUUCCCUGGCGGUUCGACCUUCAUCUUGUCCGGGACGGAGCGCAACUUCGUGUGUACCGGUCCUCCCAAGGGUUGGAUGCAGGACAUGCUCCCAGAGAUUGGCCAUAUACCACUAAGAUCAAUCAUCAUGCCGAGGUCACACCAUGUGGGUAUGUCCAGGGGCAAAGUACGAAUCGGUCUCGGUCAGGCUGCCAACACGCUCUGUCAAACAAAGACUACCAAACAUCAAAUUGAAGAGCUUGGCGUCCGUGUUCUUGACGUUCGCCCAUUCCUCUUCCAAAAUGUCUACCGUGCCGCUCAUGGCACCAUGAUCCUCGGGGCGUGGAACGGCAUGCUGGGAGAGACUGUGAAGGGCAUCGCCGAAGCCGUCAGAACAUUCCACAAUACGUACCCAGGCGAACUGAUCAUCAUUGACAUCCCCGCCCCCGAUACCGGGUACAUCUUCAACGGGCGCCAAGAUAUGACCGACGAACAAAUUCAAGGCCUGUACAAGAUAUUGAUCUCGUUGACCAAACCAUUGAUGCUCCCUGACGACGAGGACAUCACCAAGUGGCCCCUUGAGCGGUUCAUCGGCAACAAGACGUCGGGCACCAUCAUCCGAGUCAGCCAGAGCUGGGCUGAGAGGAAGAGCUUCCCUGGCGGCCAGCACGGCUUCGUCUCGGACAAGAACUUCCCCAUGAACCACCGGUGGUCCAAUAAGAAUACCGGAAAGGCGAUGUUUAGGGACCAGAUCGAAUAUAUACGACGCAACCGGGCAGGGCGUGACUCGAAGCUGUUCCACGCGGACUGGGUCAUCACGCAAUCAGUCGAGGACGCCGUCUUCCCAACACGGUCCAUCAACAAGAUGGCGCUCGAGGCCUACGGCGGCCUAUACAACGACCUCUGGAAUGCGACGACGGACCAGGUGUACCCGAACUGGAUCGCGACGGACAACAUCCACUCGUCGGAGCUGACCAGCUUCGUAGUGGCCCUGAACCACUGCUUCGUUGCACGGAAGUGUGGCAGCCUGGGAGGCAAGGUGAAGAAGUUCAUAAAAGACAAGACAGGCAAGAAGUUUAUUGCUUGA
This is a messenger RNA of Ilyonectria robusta, 1602 nucleotides long. RefSeq names its product PLC-like phosphodiesterase. Gene Ontology annotation, molecular function: phosphoric diester hydrolase activity. The record is from RefSeq and is a predicted model, not a curated record. Bases 1 to 1602 code for a protein of 533 amino acids. Lineage: Eukaryota; Fungi; Ascomycota; Sordariomycetes; Hypocreales; Nectriaceae. The transcript has a single exon. Gene Ontology annotation, biological process: lipid metabolic process.